UGAGCAGGAAAAAGCUCUAUGUUUAAGGGUUACUAAUGUGGGUGGCUUAGAGUGCUGAAUUGCUAAUUUUCUAUCACCGGGACAUAUUGCCAUCAUAUUACAUUAGUACAACUUCCUUCAAUCAUUUGGUUAGUGUAUGAUGUUUAAUUUCAUGGCUAAAGGUGUCAAAUGAGUGGGUUGGUUGGGCCAGUUUCGAUGGGUUCAAAUGAGCAAGUCAAUGCACAGGUCAUCAUAUAACAUUUUUGGUAAUGUUUUCUUUUUCUGUUCUUGGCAUUUUAGAAAAAUGGGAAGUGAUGAUUGUUCAUUGAGUCAUAUAGUGCCAUACUUGAGGUCUUCAGUAAACAUUUGUUUUUCCUUCAGAUGAUUAAGUACAUAGUACGUACUUAUUGUAUCUUGGCUGUUUAUUGCCUGUGCUUAAUUUGUCAAGCUUGAUUAUGAUUUAGUCUUAUCCAUAUGCAUUUGGGAGUGCAAUUUUGUGCCUCUUUCUCUUAUUACAGUAAUAUUCUAUUUAAAACUGAAAACUCUCUCAAAUUCUCAAUUUUCUCAACUCUCAAAAUUCACUCAUUGCCAGAUUCCUUCCUCUUUUUUUUUUUCUCCAGUUCUCACUGUACAUGUAAAUUCGUUUUUGAUACAACAACAUUUUUUAUUUUAUCGGUAUAUUUGAUUUAGAUAACAGCUGAUCAUUGAAUUGGUAGCUAAAUUACGUCUUGUCGAUCAAGUAAAAUUUUCAUUUCCUUCCAUUUUUAAUUUGAUUUUGGCGAUUUUUGCUACUGUGACCAUCUCACUUUAAUUACGCACUUGUAAUUAAUCAAGCAUUCGAUGUGAUUCCUCUACUUUUGCAGAAUGAUUUUAGUGUUUAUAAAAGUAUUUCUUGUUUGAGUUUAGGGUUUUAAGGCGUCGGAUAUUCAUUUAUCGGCUGUUUCAAAUGCAUUUUAGCUGUUGGUGGAAUUUGGAAAUGAUUUCUUGGAUUUUGAAGUAUAAUAGGAGUAUAUGUUUAUUGUUGUAGCUACUGUUCAGUAUGCUUUUCUAUGUUUUUUAUAUUAUUUUUCCAUGACUUUUUCAUUUAUGUUAUUUCCUUUUCUGAACUGCUUUGAUCUGUUGUUAUGUACAAUAAGUACAACUAUGUUUAAGAGUUCCUAAUGUGGGUGGCUUAGAGUUCUGAAGUGCUAAUUUUCUAGCACCGGGACCUAUUGUCAUCCUAUUACAUUGGUUAGUGUAUGAUGUUUUCAUGGGCAAAUUUGUCAAAUGAGCGGGUUGAUUGAGGCAAAUUCGAUAGGUUAAAAUGGGCAAGCCAAUGAACAGAUCAUGAUAUAACAUAUUUUCUUUACCUUUUCUGUUCUUGGCAUUUUUGAAAAAUCGGAAGAGAUGACUGUGUUGAGUCAUAUAGUGCCAUAUUUGAGGUCUUGAGUAGACAUUUGAUUCUCCUUCAGAUGAAUAAGUACACCGUUUGUACUUUAUUAUAUUGGCUAUUUACUAAUUCCUGUGCUUAAUUUGUCUAGCUUGAUGAUAGUAGCUCUAUUUUUUUUUACUGUCAAUGUUCAUGAUGAUUUAGGUUUGUCCUUAUGGACUUUUCAGGAUGGGAGAAAGGAGAAGAAAACAAACCUAUGCACAUAAUUCAGCACCGGCAUCACCAUACCAGGCAAAGUAUGUUCGAGGUUUUAGAAAUUUGCCGAGAGAUCAGCUAGGUGGUGUUAUAUUUGGCUGCACAGAAACUACAAUCAGAGAGUGUCUCGAAAAGCAACUAUUUGGUUUGCCUGCUCAACACUUUUCAUAUGUGAAAAAUGUAAAUCCUGGUUUGCCAGUGUUCUUGUUCAACUACAGUGAUAGGAAGCUCCAUGGAAUCUUUGAGGCUGCAAGCUCUGGCCAAAUGAAUAUCAAUCCGUAUGCUUUUACAUCUGGUGGUUCUGGAAAAACACUAUAUCCUGCACAGGUUCAGAUACGUGUCCGUCUGCAUUGUGAAUCACUGCCAGAGAAUACAUUUAAACAAAUAAUUUUUGAUAACUACUACAACACACAUCAUUUCUGGUUUGAGCUAGAUUUAGCUCAAUAUAGUAAAUUGACUUCCCAACUAUCAUUUCUAGUAUAUGUUCCGAGUAGCACACCAUAUUAUCCAGAAAACCCGAGAAGUAUAAUCCGAGGUUCACCUGCAAAUGACAAGAUAGCAGAAAGUAGAUCUUUUGAACCACGAGACUUGAAAAACAAGUCAUCCAGUUCCGCUGAUUUUCAAGCUGCCUUGGAUGAGAAGGAUUUUAUAUACAUGAAACUUAAAGAAUUAGCUCUUCAGCGUGCAAGAGGGCAAGCAGAGGAAGGCAUCAAUGCAGGGAUAAGUGAUAACAAUGAUGUAAGCACCGGCCAAGCAGCUUUUCUGGAACCACAGCCUCCCGGAGAGGAGAAGAAUGAAGAAGGCACUUGUGACUUGCUGAAAGAACUGAAAGCUAUUACGGAAGAGCUAACCCGAAAAGUGACCAGCCUGGAGCAGAAGCUGGUUAAUGCUGAAGAAGAUAUUAAAAUGUUAAAAAGUAGGUGUUUGAUGUUUGAAUCCCACAAUCCUUCUCGUACACAUGAUGUUGAAAAUGUGGCUGAAUCAGAAAAUAUAGUGAAUCAUGAGGCAAUCAUCAUAGCUGGAGGAUAUGAUGGUCAUUCAUGGCUAUCAGCCUUGGACUCGUACGUGCCUUUAAAUGAUGUUUUGUGCUCACUUAAGCCAAUGAGUUCAGUUCGAUCUCUUUUCGCAAUUGCAAAUCUGAGUAGAGAACUCUAUGUAUUUGGUGGCAAAUCUGGAACCUUGUGGACCAACACAGAAUCAUAUAACCCAGCCGAUAAUAAGUGGACUGUGCAUCGUUGUUUGAAUGAGAGAAAUGGUAGCUUAGCUGGAGCUACUUGGAAGGACAAUAUCUUUGCAAUUGGUGGUGGAAAUGGGUCUGAAUCUUUUUCAGCAGUUCAAAUGUAUGAUCCUCAAAUAGGUCGAUGGAUUCCUUCACGAUCCAUGUGGCAGAAGCGAUUUGCUCUUGGAGCAGCAGAACUCAAUGGUGCAUUAUAUACUGUUGGUGGAUAUGAUGGAGAGAAUUAUUUGGCGACUACUGAAAGAUUUGACCCCAGAAAACACGCUUGGACAAAAAUUGAGAGUAUGAGCACAAAAAGAGGAUCUCAUGCGUUGGUUCCUUUUGGGGGAAAGUUGUAUGUUGACCUCUUCUCGCUUCAUUGGAUUCUAUAUCUUUGGUCAAGUGUUACGUCUUCAAGAGUAGGAGAUGUGUAUUGUCUGAAGAAUCACUAGGUUGGGGAAUGGGAUUGAGCAUGGUCCAUGACCAGUCCCAUUUUUCUUCAUGCUAUUCACUUUUAGCUUCAUGGUUGCUCUUUAGAUAUGCACUUGGUGGCGAUGAUGGGUCUCAAAUGGUGCCAAGCAUUGAGAUAUUUGAUCCCUGUCGUCGAACAUGGAUGCUUGGGGAACCAAUGAAGUACUCAAGGGGUUAUUCAACUGCUGCUGUUCUAAAGGAGUCCAUUUAUGUAAUUGGAGGGGUUCAAUCUGAUGAUGAAAUAGUAGACAUGAUUGAAUGCUAUAAGGAUGAUCAAGGAUGGGAAACAACCAAUUUGAGGGCUGUCGGGAAAAGGUGCUUGUCCUCUGCUAUAGUUUUGGACGAAGAUUGACUCUGCAUUCUCAAGUACCAAGCUAUCUCUUCUUGUGGGCACCCUUUGUUCAACAAGGUCCAUAUCUUCUGUUUUGCUAUAAUGCAUAGACUUAAUGCUUGAAAGCAUCUUUAAACAUUCCUUGACUUCCUUCCUCCAUAUAAGAAACAGAAAAUGGACAAACUUAUAGAUCAAUGUAUGGCAUCGUUUUAUAGUGGUAUGGAUGUAUCGCAGACAGUUUUCUGCAGCUUCUUUCUAUGGCAAAACAUGUUUACAGCACUUAAUUAUUUUUGAAUCAUUAAAUUUGUUCUGUUGCAUAAGUUCAGGGUAAAGCGCUGAGCUUUUGGAGGGAUUUUGAUGAUCCAAUACUUGAUCAUUUCUAUGUGCUUAUAAUCACAGAUCACUAAACAAGGAAAACAAUAAUGUCCAAGACGUUGAAAGUUGGCUUCAGUGUGGAUAUAUGUACCACUAUAUCAAUGCUAGUUUGAGAAAUUCGAAGUUUGGGGUGUUUGCAUGAGACAUUGUGGUAUCAUGGACCUUG
This is a messenger RNA of Capsicum annuum, 4162 nucleotides long. RefSeq lists its product as uncharacterized. Gene Ontology annotation, biological process: response to endoplasmic reticulum stress. NCBI's taxonomy places the organism in Eukaryota, Viridiplantae, Streptophyta, Magnoliopsida, Solanales, Solanaceae. The record is from RefSeq and is a predicted model, not a curated record. Gene Ontology annotation, molecular function: protein binding. The coding region runs from base 1577 to 3271 and encodes 564 amino acids. The transcript is spliced from 9 exons.